This is a messenger RNA of Vicia villosa (hairy vetch), 2446 nucleotides long. RefSeq lists its product as uncharacterized. The transcript is spliced from 2 exons. The record is from RefSeq and is a predicted model, not a curated record. The coding region runs from base 124 to 771 and encodes 215 amino acids. NCBI's taxonomy places the organism in Eukaryota, Viridiplantae, Streptophyta, Magnoliopsida, Fabales, Fabaceae.
CGACUCAAGUAAAAGGAAACCGAAAAUAUUUUAGGCAAUGGCAACCGAGCCCGUCCCAACUUGUAAAUUUGCCAUCAUCAACAGUUGUUUUCGCAAUCUCUUGACAUUAAACCUCCAGAUCAAAUGACAACCGUCCGAUCAAAUUCAACCCUUGUCUUCUUCUUCCUAAUCCUCCUAAUCACACCUUCCCAAUCACUCUCAUUCUCUUCCUAUUUCCGUUUCCGCGAAUUCUUCUCCCUCGCACACUCCAUUUUCACCGGCGUCGCUAACCUCCGUGCCGCCAGAGGCGAUGUCGCCGGUGCCGACAGAGCCAGAAAAAUCGCAAACAGUUUGGAGAGCGUCUCUGGAUUUGGAUUCUUGAAACUCGUCUGGUCCGCUUGGUCUUGGAACUGGUUCUUGAAGGAACUCCCGUUCACGGAGCUAUAUGGUGCCGUUUCUGACAUCAACGAGUUUCUUAGAAGUUUGAAUGAGUUGACUCGUUUGGAGUCGGCUGCAGAAAGGGCUGUUUGGCUUACGAGAAAUUACCAAAAUCUCCUCACCGUUACGAAAUCGCUGUCUCGUAAACUCCUCAAAGCGUUUGGUCAAUCGACUAUGGUUUGGCAGGAAACAGUGAGGGAAAUAGUGAAAACGCUGCGAAUUGAGGUUGUGGAGGGUGGGUUAAUCAAAGAUUGUCUUUUACUUGGAGGCAAUGAUUUGAAGGAUUUGAUUAAAGUAGCCAAGGAUUUGGUAUUACAAUUUUUUCCUGUCACUGAUAAAAACUCUGAGCUAUAAUUAGUUUAGUUGCUUUUAGGUAGGUUUGGAGCUAUAAUACAAUGGCGGUAUCAUUACUCUCCUAACCACGUACUAAAUUGGAAUGAUAUGAGAAAAAUUGUAAAUGCAAGGUUUGUUAUGAACUUUGUUUAACAUAAUAGUUUUUGUUUUAAGAAAAAAUUUGUUUUGAGAUAUCACAUAGAACAAUUGAAAAUAAUCAAGGUUCUAUUAGAAUAGUUAGAUUUGAAAUAAAUCAAUUUAACACAUCGUGCAAAUGUUCAUACAUGUCUCAUCUAUUUAAUACAAUAUGCUAAUGUGCAUACAUGUCUCAUAUAUUUAACACAAAGCGAAUGUGCACAAUAUGCAAAUGUGCAUACAUGUCUCAUAUAUUUAACACAAAGCGAAUGUGCACAUAAAUUGUUAGGAUAUUGGUUUGGGCCUUAGUUCAAACCAAAUAAAUAGGAAUUGGUUCAGUUAGUAUUCCCCAUAUAAAUAAGAGUGUAUGGGGCAGUAGUUAGGUAUCUUAUUAUUUUUUGUUUUUCAUAUUAGGGUUUGGGGAGAGGGAGAAUCAUCUCUCCUAUCAAGAGCAUUUGCUCUAGAAUUAUAGGGGUCAAUCUCUGCAAUAGUUCUUAAUUCAAUCAAUAUUACAUUUUAGAUUUGUCUUAAUUUUCGAUCCUUAUCAUAAAUCAUUGAAAUAGUCCACUUCAACUUCGAAAAUGCUAGCAAAGCUAUGAGUUUGAAUAUGACUGAGCAGCAGAAAAUUAUACUCUUCAAUUAUCAUCUAUCUUGGUAGUUAUGUAGCACCGACACCUUUGAAAAAUGACGUGUCUAUGUCGGUGUCAGACACCGACACUUGUAAUUUCCCUUUGAUUUAUUCAUUUUUUUAAAUUAUUAUUGGUUUCGCCAUGUCGUGCUCUAGGUGUCCGUGCUUCAUAGGUCGGCAGUAACAAACAGUUUGAUAUUUGUCGAUGUAGUCUGUUAUGAUAAAAUCUAAUUCUUAUUAUCUAUUUAGAAUUUGCGUGGUUGCAGUUAUUUCAGAAAUUCAGUAACACCUGCGAUAUGUUGUUGUUGUUUUGCUCUACUACAUUAUCAUAUUAGUACUGAAUCCAUGUUUAGCAUGCUUCUGUAGAAGUUCUGCAGUAGUUUGCUGCGUUUCUAGUCAAUUUUGGUCUGAAGAAUUCAAAUAUCUGUGAUGAAAGUAUGGUGGUGGAUAUUUUUUCUUUAUACUGUUAUUGAGCAGUUCAAAAGACAAAAUCACCACAUCCAAGAAACCUCGUUGUGAUUGACUUAAUUUUAACAUAUUUCUCCUAAUCAGAUGUCAAAAAAUGGGGGAAGAGAACAGACAGGGGAAGAUUAUGCAGAAAUGACGCUACGGGAAAGAUUUUAAGUUUUGAACCAUAUACUCAUUUGUUAGGUCUAUUUCUUUUCUCACUGAUAAACAUAGUUAAUUACUUGGUCAAAAUCAAUUUUAUGAUUAUAAAUUCAAUAAAAGAAUGAAUUAAUAUUUAGACACAAUGAGUGGGCAAGGUCGUCUUUGAGAAAGAUAGAGAAGAGUACAACACAAAUAAAUAUAUUUGGAUUUUAAUAUCGGAAAGCUUUUUUUCAGUUUUUUUUAGUUGAAGUCUCAAUGCAAUCCUCAGCUGCAAAUUAUCUACUGCAAUUCUAAUGCAAAACGAAAGCCAUUGCAUGAAAUUAA